CACUAUUAUUGUUGAUUACCUGACGUAGUAGGCGUAAAGUGAACCCUCGGUUAUUCGCGUCGGUUGGCAGGGCCAGUGAUCACCGGUAGGACACAGGCGGGCAAGAGCCGGGAAUAGCGCGACAACUUUCUUUUCUCAUCUAGCCCAAUUGAUUUUCGAUAGUCUUGCAAAAACAAGGAUUGCACUUGAUUUUAAACAAUGGCUUCACUGUCUAUCCAUUCAAGUGUGGAUUAUGCUAAAACCCUUCUCCCGGACUUUUGGGUGAGGUCAGUGUCAACUAUCCAAACAACAAUCUCACGCCGGAUCCUUCCCCCACCCCAGCCCCGUCCCUUCAGGCUCUGUACCCAGAGCCGAAGGCAGAGGAAAGGGUUAAUGGCCGCCUCCCUGGAUGACCUCCUAGACCAGACAGCAAGUGCCUUCCUGUUGACAUGCCAGUUCCUCAUCCUGGUGCUAGAGGAAGAUGGGACAGUGGUGGACUCUGAGGCCUUCUUCCAGUCACUGCCAGCCAAUACUCCAGUCAUGGUCCUGCAGAAGGGAGAGAUGUGGACUCGGGUCCUCCCAAGUUCCAGCCAGCCCAAUAGAAAUGGAAUCGGUAAAUUGAGUUUUGACCUGUACAAGUUGAACCCCAAGGACUUCAUCGGGUGUCUAACCAUCAAAGCGACUCUUUAUGAAAUCUACACACUGUCGUACGACGUUCAAUGCACCAGGGCCAAGGGUAUCUUGAAAGCUCUUCUGCGUUGUCUGACGUCUGUGGCGAGAGUGGUGGGGCAGCUGCUUCUGUGUGGUUCCUCGUACAUACUGCAGUACAUUGGGGACGAUGACUACUAGGAUGUGACCAAAGUUCCAAAGCCCCGUUUGAGCUCUUUAAAGUGAACCAGGUGAAACGUGUCCAGGGCCUCCUGAAUGCCAUUUGUCUCACUAAGUAACUGGGAAAAUUCCUUCGUGAGAUGCGUGUAGGCCUUGUUACCGGCUGGUUUCGUUGAGCCAUUGCAAAUGUAUGUAAAACAAUGUUGAUGCACAUCAAAUAAAAGCACUGCCCUGCUGGAGGAGGACAUAAAUACAAUAUGCACAUUUUUACUAUGGGCAACACAUACCGACUUGCAUGCAUCUCUAGUUGGGAUGAUGUGAUUUUGUUGUUUUUUAAAGUCAUUAAAAAAAACAAUCUGGUUGGCCACUGUAGCAAAAUAUCAAUGUUCUUAAACUAUCCCUUAAUCUGGAUGGCCCCAUUUGUGUCGUAUGUUUUUAAAGAGGAAAUGCAUGCCUGAAAAGUCGCUUGAAUUGACGUGGUGACUGUUUUGAGUGAUUCCAUUCCCCAUCAGAAUAGCAAUCUACUAGCGUGAAUCUCAAGUAUUUCCUCUCCAUGCAUCUUCUCAAAUUGCAUUGGAGGAGAUCACCUCAGAUCUUGUCCUCCAAUGAGUUUUGAAGUUGUGAGGAAUCAGGCAAAGACUUUCUGGCCCAACGCUAGGUAGCCUAGGUUCGAAUAGCUGACUCUGAAAAAUCUGUUAUUGUGCCCUUGAGCAAGGCCCUGUAAGUCACUCUGGAUAAGCGCAUCUGCUAAAUGACUAAAAUGGGGUUUACUCCAGGACCAAUUGAAAGCCCAACGGUCUGGGACUGUGCAUUGUCUAAGUACAAAAACAUUCAAUUUGGAAGCACUCAAACUAAAAUCUCACUGAAUAUUUGCCCUGUCUGUCAAAUCUAUAAAUAAAGGUUUUUGUAAACAGUC
Molecule: messenger RNA, 1723 nt
Organism: Oncorhynchus tshawytscha (Chinook salmon)
Lineage: Eukaryota; Metazoa; Chordata; Actinopteri; Salmoniformes; Salmonidae
Gene: cidea
Product: cell death inducing DFFA like effector a
Exons: 5
Coding region: 199-828 (209 amino acids)
Biological process (GO): apoptotic process; regulation of apoptotic process
Source: RefSeq, a predicted model, not a curated record